Molecule: messenger RNA, 1602 nt
Organism: Heterobasidion irregulare TC 32-1
Lineage: Eukaryota; Fungi; Basidiomycota; Agaricomycetes; Russulales; Bondarzewiaceae
Exons: 5
Coding region: 1-1602 (533 amino acids)
Biological process (GO): nucleolar large rRNA transcription by RNA polymerase I
Cellular component (GO): RNA polymerase I core factor complex
Molecular function (GO): RNA polymerase I general transcription initiation factor binding; RNA polymerase I transcription regulatory region sequence-specific DNA binding
Source: RefSeq, a predicted model, not a curated record
AUGUUCUCGACAGCAUUUCCUAAGGACUUAAUCACAUCCAUUGAACGGGUUCAGCGUGACGGCUUGAUGCGCAUUUGUACAACUCGCGAAAUCCUUUGCCUAGAUGAACGAUAUCCUGGGAAGCCUGUGCUGGCCUUCAAACACAGUCGACAGUUCGAUCGCACUCUUCAAGCUCGCACCCUUGAGGUUCAAUCUGCGUUGCUUACGAUCCUCACCUCCCGGAAGAAUGGCCUCAUGACCGUCUAUGAUGUUUCUCGGGAGACUAGCGGUCUCACACAUACCUAUGCUUCGCCAUAUUCCCUGCCAAUGCCCAUGGGACCUAUGGAGCAACACGCCGGGUAUGUCUUUGUACAGCCACCGGAUGGAAGCGGACGAGAAAGCAUGUCGAUGUUCCAAUUAUCAAGCCACGGGAGUGUGCACCAACUUGACUUCCUCUUUUCUGCGGAUGAUUCUGGUCCGAAAGAUGCCAUGGAUGGCUUCGCUGUAAUAGAGUGGAGCGAGGAGGUCGAAGAGUUGGGUGCGAAAGCUAAACUAAUGCGGACUGAAGCUGGUCCCUUGGGCUCUCGAAACCACGCCGGAGGAGGCAUUUUUCCCAAGAUCAGCGCGGAAGCUUUCUAUGAAACGCUCGAUAAGAUGCCGACCUUCUGGCAGGACUCUGACGAGCCCAUCGAGCAUAUGCUGACAACCUUCGACAUUGCAUUUCGAUCGGGCAAUGAACCCAGCGACCCUGGUCGAGCUGAUUUUCUCACCCAAAGCGCGUUCAGCACGACGAGAGGAUAUCGGGCGUUCGUACAAGAUCGCAUACCUCUGAGGAAGCUGGCACAACAGGUUCCAUGGCAUCGCGAUAUCACUCCUUUUCUUCAACGGUUCGUGCCGGAAAUGGAAGAAUUAUCCCAUCGGGCAGACGAUAGUCUUCGAGGGUAUGACCUCGCGCCGAGCGACGAGCGUCCAGGCCUCUCACUGCGCAGAGAGUCCGAAGCGCGCGAGCAGCUGACGUUAGACCUGGCGCUUUCGACGGACAUCUUCUCAGUCCAGCCGUUUUCAAAGCAGCAUGCUCUCGACCCGUUCGACGAGGCUAUCGAGACAAUGUCACGUGCUACGGAGGCGAUAUCGCUCACGGACACUGCGGACUUGCCCCAAGUGCAUUUUGGCUACCUCAACCCCGUGCCCCAAGCUAACCAUUAUACGAGACUCGAUAACGGCCCCGAAGAACCGUCUCAAGGCGCGCGCGCACCGCUUGGGGUCCGUUUACUUCUUAAGGAGUGGGAUGUGGGAGCCGACCCAAAUGCCUAUGUUUAUCAUGACCCCUACGGCACCGAAAUCCUCGAUGGGGGUGAUAUCCGGCGCGCGGCUCCUGUGCUACUACCCCCGAUCCCGAGACAGCAGCCUCAAUCGCAACGGCCCCCAAUGGUCGUUCCCACCAUCGCCGCUGGCCCCCCUAUCGUCUCCCCCUUGCGCGACGUGAUGCAGGAGAGUCAGGACAGUGGGUUCGGUGGCUCCCAGGAGUUUGUGACGAAUACGCAGAUCGUGCCAGGGCCGUUUGGGGCUCGACAGACGGCGGGAAAGAAGAAAGUCGGGAAGAAAAGGAUCGGUGGAUUCUGA